AUGUCAGGACAACCGGAGUCUUCAUCGGCGGGAGGCCGCAAAGCUCUUAACGCAAAUACAAAUGGCGCAGCACCCGAAUAUGAAUUGCCCUGGGUGGAAAAGUACCGGCCAGUCUACCUGGACGACGUUGUGGGUAACACGGAAACGAUUGAACGACUCAAGAUCAUUGCAAAAGAUGGGAAUAUGCCGCAUGUCAUUAUCUCAGGAAUGCCCGGAAUUGGCAAGACAACCUCAGUACUUUGUCUAGCGAGGACUCUUCUGGGCGACGCAUAUAAAGAAGCUGUUUUGGAGCUGAACGCCAGUGAUGAAAGAGGUAUAGAUGUUGUCCGGAAUCGUAUCAAAGGCUUCGCGCAAAAGAAGGUGACGCUGCCGCCGGGGCGGCACAAAUUGGUGAUCCUAGACGAAGCAGACAGCAUGACCUCUGGCGCCCAACAGGCUUUGAGGAGGACGAUGGAGAUAUACUCGAACACGACUCGCUUCGCUUUCGCUUGCAACCAGUCCAACAAAAUCAUCGAGCCGCUUCAGUCCAGAUGUGCAAUCCUUCGAUAUUCGCGGCUGACGGACGCGCAAGUGGUGCAACGACUGCUGCAGAUCACCGAGGCGGAAAAGAUCGAAUAUUCCGAGGAUGGCCUGGCGGCUUUGGUGUUCAGUGCCGAGGGAGACAUGAGACAGGCCAUCAACAACUUGCAAAGUACCUGGGCAGGCUUCGGAUUUGUCAGUGGGGACAACGUCUUUCGCGUGGUGGACAGCCCGCACCCAGUCAAAGUUCAAGCAAUGAUCAAGGCAUGCUGGGAGGGCAAGAUUGACAGUGCAAUCGAUACGUUGAAGGAGUUGUGGGAUCUGGGUUAUUCGUCACACGACAUCAUAAGCACCAUGUUCCGGGUGACCAAGACGAUUCCGACGCUUUCGGAACACUCGAAACUUGAAUUCAUCAAGGAAAUCGGCUUCACCCAUAUGCGCAUUCUCGAGGGAGUACAAUCGUUCCUGCAACUGAGCGGCUGUCUGGCGAAACUGUGCAAGAUCAACAUGAAACCUGAAUUAUUCGACGCUCCGGUAUGA
This is a messenger RNA of Capronia coronata CBS 617.96, 1059 nucleotides long. RefSeq names its product replication factor C subunit 4. Gene Ontology annotation, biological process: DNA-templated DNA replication; DNA repair. The transcript is spliced from 4 exons. The record is from RefSeq and is a predicted model, not a curated record. Gene Ontology annotation, cellular component: Ctf18 RFC-like complex; Rad17 RFC-like complex; nucleus. Gene Ontology annotation, molecular function: ATP hydrolysis activity; DNA clamp loader activity; DNA binding. Bases 1 to 1059 code for a protein of 352 amino acids. NCBI's taxonomy places the organism in Eukaryota, Fungi, Ascomycota, Eurotiomycetes, Chaetothyriales, Herpotrichiellaceae.